Lepisosteus oculatus (spotted gar) is the source of this 2581-nucleotide messenger RNA. RefSeq names its product neuronal differentiation 1 (gene neurod1). Lineage: Eukaryota; Metazoa; Chordata; Actinopteri; Semionotiformes; Lepisosteidae. Gene Ontology annotation, molecular function: E-box binding; protein dimerization activity; DNA-binding transcription factor activity, RNA polymerase II-specific. Gene Ontology annotation, cellular component: nucleus. Gene Ontology annotation, biological process: sensory organ development; axon development; positive regulation of transcription by RNA polymerase II. The record is from RefSeq and is a predicted model, not a curated record.
UAUACAUGCUCAUCUCUCAGCAUCAGCAGCACUGCUAUAAAACCUGAGCAUCCGCCGAGCAGAUAGUCAGAAUAUACCUUUACGAGGAACUGUCGCACAGCUUGAAGGGAAUGAGAUUUUCAUAACGGGAAAUUGUACAACAGGGUUCAAUAAUGACAAAAUCAUACACCGAAAACAGCAUGAUGCCAGAGUCCCAAAGCACUUCGACCUGGACCGAUGAAUGCAUAAGUUCUCAAGACGAGCACGAGCUGGAAAAGAAAAACGAGGAGCAUGAAUCCAUGAGCAAGGAUGGUGAUGAUGACGACGAAGAGGAGCUUAGCAGGCUUGAAGAUGACGACGAUGAAGAAGAUGAGGAAGAAGAAGAGGGAGACGACCAGAAGCCCAAGAGACGCGGACCCAAGAAAAAGAAAAUGACAAAAGCCCGGCUUCAAAGGUUUAAAAUGAGACGCAUGAAGGCUAACGCAAGGGAAAGAAACCGCAUGCAUGGGCUCAAUGAAGCACUCGACAGUUUGCGUAAAGUUGUGCCGUGUUACUCGAAAACUCAAAAGCUAUCUAAAAUAGAAACACUGAGGUUGGCUAAAAAUUAUAUUUGGGCUCUUUCUGAAAUCUUAAGGUCGGGUAAAAGUCCGGAUUUGAUGUCCUUUGUGCAAGCCCUCUGCAAGGGAUUAUCACAGCCCACCACUAAUUUGGUAGCAGGCUGCCUUCAGCUGAACCCCAGAACGUUCCUUCCAGAGCAGAGCCAGGAAAUACCCACACAUAUGCAAACAGCAAGUGCUUCCUUCCCUGUUCAUCCAUACGCUUAUCAGUCCCCUGGUCUUCCCAGCCCUCCAUAUGGUACAAUGGACAGCUCCCACAUCUUUCACGUUAAACCACAUUCAUAUGGAAGCGCGCUGGAGCCGUUCUUCGAAAACGCUCUCACGGACUGCACUAGUCCCUCCUUUGACGGACCUUUGAGCCCGCCCUUAAGUGUUAACGGAAACUUCUCCUUCAAACACGAGCCAUCGUCUGAGUUUGAAAAGAAUUAUGCCUUUACCAUGCAUUACCCAGCUGCCAGUUUGACGGGACCACAGGGUCAUGCUUCCCUUUAUUCAGGCUCUGCACCUCGUUGUGAAAUCCCCAUUGAAAACAUUAUGUCAUAUGAUGGACAUUCCCACCAUGAAAGAGUCAUGAACGCCCAGCUAAACGCUAUUUUUCACGAUUAACGAAAGAGAAGUCGAAGCGCCUUGCAGAUUCGAAUAAAACGGUCUCAAUGACUCCUCUAUAAGCGUCUCAGCAUUCGAGUACCACUGGUACGAAGUGCAAAUAUGACACGCUUAAACAUAUGUAUGUAUUUAUUAUUGUUACUGCCUUUAGGAGAAGAGGGAAUGCAAAUUCCCGUUCACCUUAUGUAUUAUACUCUAUAGCGCUUCUAUAUAAAGGUCACUAGAAAAUUGAUGUGGCCGUAUUCAGAUUGUGUUAAUUAUAUGAUCCAUAUAACAAAAUCACAAGCAAUAAUUAGGAAACUAUGCAAUUUUUGAACUAAUAAUGGGCCAAUUAAAAUUAAAUAAAUAUAUAUAUUUUUCAACCAGCAUUUUACUACUUAUCUAUCCCAUGCUGAAUUAUUUUGUUGUGAUUUUGUACAGAAUUUUUAAUGAACUUUUAUAAGGUCGAUUUCCUAUUUUAACCCAUGCAGCUCCAUUGAUAUUUUAUAAAAGAAAAGUAAAAUUAUCUUAUUUAUACAAAAUAAUGAUAAUAAUUUAAAAGAUUUAACCAGCAGUCAAGUGCUUGGAAAAGUAUUCUGUUGCCUUAGCACUUCUUUACUGUAUAAUCACGCAAGGUUGCACAAUAUUCACAGUUUAAUUUUUUUCCUUACAUUUACGUUUUUCUUACUAAUCCACAUACAAACCGAAUAGGUGCACUAUAAAAACAUAAAAUUGCAAUAUUUGCUGCAGGAGAGUACAAUAUCUUACUGGUACACUCUUUUGACCCAAUUAUCUUUUUCAAGAGAAAGGUUUGACUGUCACCCGUAAUUUGCAAUCUCAUCGUUACUUUCCUCAAGAGACUUUUGAUUACAUUAUUUUUCUAAAGGUCAAAAGAUAGCUGGGCCCCUAUACUUACUGUAACUGCGAGAUUCUUUACAAGAAGAAUCAACGGCUUGUCAUGUCAAAAUGAAAAAAAUAUAAAAAUGGAGCCUGCAGUUGAUCCGAUUAUUCAGAUUAAUUCCUGUAGACGUUAAUUAGUACAGUAGAUAAAAAUUCACACCACUUAACUCCACACAUAGAUCAAUAGAUAUUGCAUGUACAAUGCAGUCCAGAUUAAGUGCUGUUUGACGUGUAAUGCCGGUUCAAUUUGAAUCAAUUUGUACUGUAUUUUGUUAGUAAACCUGUAUAUGAUGAUGUAUUGCCACAACGCAUUGGGGAUUUAUAUUACACAUCGCUGAACCAUUUAUAUUGAAAAUAGUAUUGAACAUUUGGUAAAAGGUUGCAUUUCUCCUUCAAUGUGAUUUCUUAGUGUAUGUAAUUCCUAUGGGAUUAUUGUUUUAUUUUGAUAGCUCAUGAAAGGUGCAAAUUAUUAUUUGUAGAAUAAAGUUAAUGAUGACAUU